Messenger RNA from Rhizophagus irregularis DAOM 181602=DAOM 197198, 1234 nucleotides. Lineage: Eukaryota; Fungi; Glomeromycota; Glomeromycetes; Glomerales; Glomeraceae. The record is from RefSeq and is a predicted model, not a curated record.
UUUUAUUUUAAACAAAAUUGAACUUUUAAAUCAUUGAAUGAACCCAAAUUUAAAAGGUUUGUUUAACCUUCAUGAGAGAAUUAACAACAAUAGAAAAAUUCAAAGGGGAAUAGGAGCCGAAGUGAUUAUGAUUAAUACUAGCCACUUUUUAAUAAGUUGAUCAUGUGCUUUUAUUAUAUAAUUAUCAAAAAAACGUUUCAAUUUCGAUGAUCGUUUUUUUUUUUUUUUUUUUUUUAUCAAUCUCAACUCAUAAUAAAUCGAUAUCACAUCUUUUUUAACCGUAAAAACUUUUUCUCCGAACUGUACUCCAUACUCAAAAAAUUCUUUUUUGUCAAUAAUGUUAAUUAAUAAGAAAUAUGGUUUUAAAUAUCAAUAUUUUACAAAUUUACUUUCAUUUGAUGGUAUUUUAGAUAUUAAAAGAAAGAAUUCUAUAAUAUCAUUAGAUAGAUUAAAAAAACAUCAAAUUGAUACGAAAUAUUUAAUUAAAAAAUUAACCAAAACAUCUUAUAAUAAUAAUGAGGAUCAAUAUAAUGAAAUUAAUUAUGAUGAUAUUAAAGGUAUCUUAAUGGAUUUUCAUAUAUUACUUGGAGUUGAAAAAAUGGAUAUUACAUUAAAAAAAAUUUUAGUUGUAAAUUAUAUCGAAGGGGAUGAUGAAUUUAUAUUAGGUAACGAUUUUAUUAGAGACUUUGAUGUGGAAAUUGAAGAUGUAUAUGAUAAACAAUUAUUACGUCAAUUAAAAUUUACCGUACAAUUGAACGAAAUUGAUGAUUAUAUCCAUAAUGAUUUUGAUAAUAUAAAUGAUGAAGCAACAUCAAGUAUAUCUGCUGGUAGUAAUGCUGUAAGAAAAAGAAGAAUGAAAGAAAAAAAUGUUGACGAUCUUACACAUCAUGAUGAUGCUUACGCUUCUUCUGCUGAUAAUGUUGCUGAACAGAAUAAUAACAUAAAUUCUCGUACUUCACGUACCUCAACGUUGAAAAAUUUUGUGGAAACAGUAAGAAAUACAUUCACAAAACAUUAUUAUUGCAUGAUCGUGGCCUUUAUUAUUUUUUUAGGUACUAUUAGUAGUAUACCUGAUGAACGUUGUAAAUAUAGUAUUGAUAGAACAAAUUGGAUAACUAAUGAAGAUUGUGAAGUUAAGGUAAAUAUUUAAAUAUUGUAUUUCUAUUGAUUUAUCAUUAUUAAUUAUUAUACACAUUCCCUAUAGUGUCUAUCAAAAGCGUAUCAUCUGAUUUUC